Molecule: messenger RNA, 4163 nt
Organism: Nematolebias whitei (Rio pearlfish)
Lineage: Eukaryota; Metazoa; Chordata; Actinopteri; Cyprinodontiformes; Rivulidae
Gene: ppfia3
Product: PTPRF interacting protein alpha 3
Exons: 30
Coding region: 59-3766 (1235 amino acids)
Biological process (GO): synapse organization
Cellular component (GO): presynaptic active zone
Molecular function (GO): protein binding
Source: RefSeq, a predicted model, not a curated record
UUUCAUGAGCACAGAUCAGCUGUUCUCCAGAUAACGCCUCUCGCUCCCAGGCCUCAAGAUGAUGUGUGAGGUGAUGCCCACCAUCUCCGAGGACGGGCGAGGCGGAGGGGCGGGCGGCUCGUCCUCCCCGGCGGGCGGAGCAGGAGGAGGGAUAGGUGGUGGGGUGGGAGGCUAUGGCAGCCGAGACCCCCGUGGCGGUGGAGGAGGAGGCGGAGGGGGUGAUGAAGGAGGGAGCACGGGGAACCUGGAGUCUCUGAUGGUGAAUAUGCUGACGGAGAGGGAGAGGCUGCUGGAGAGCCUGAGGGAGACGCAGGACAGCCUGGGGACGGCACACCUUCGGCUGCGAGAGCUGGGACACGAGAAGGAGUCCCUGCAGAGACAGCUGUCAAUCGCCCUGCCACAGGAGUUUGCCGUUCUGACCAAAGAGCUGAACCUGUGCCGGGAACAGCUGCUGGAGAGGGAGGAGGAGAUCGCAGAGCUGAAGGCAGAGAGGAACAACACACGGCUGCUGCUAGAACAUUUGGAGUGCCUGGUGUCCCGCCACGAGCGCAGCCUGAGGAUGACUGUGGUGAAGAGGCAGGCCCAGUCUCCGGCCGGGGUCUCCAGUGAGGUGGAGGUCCUGAAAGCCCUCAAGUCCCUGUUUGAGCACCACAAAGCUUUGGAUGAGAAGGUCCGGGAAAGGCUCCGGGUGGCUCUGGAGCGCGUGGCGGCCCUGGAGGAAGAGCUUCAGACUUCCUCCCAGGAGGUUGUUUCUCUAAAGGAACAAGUCAAACGACGACAGCAAGGACUCGACAACGGCAAGGAGCGGCUUCCUAACGGGCCGUCCUCCAUUUUGGACGACGGAGAGGUGGACCGUCAGAGAGAGGGCGAGAUCGAGCGUCAGCGGUCGGAGCUGGGGCAGCUGAAGGAGCGGCUAGCCCUCAUGUGCAGACAGGUGGGUGAGAUCGAGGAGCAGCUCACGUCUGCCAGGAGGGAGCUGGCCCGAUCGGAGGAGGCCAACCAGAAGCUGCAGAGGGACCUGAAGGAGGCGCUCUGUCAAAGAGAAGACAUGGAGGAGAGGAUCACCACAUUAGAGCGCAGGUACCUGAGCGCCCAGAGGGAGGCGACGUCUCUCCACGACAUCAAAGACAAACUGGAGAACGAGUUGGCCAGCAAGGAGUCCCUCCAUAGACAGAGCGAGGAGAAGAACCGGCAGCUUCAGGAGCGUCUGGACGAUGCCAAACAGAAGCUGCAGCAAACCCUGCAGAGGGCCGAGACGCUGCCUGAGAUCGAAGCGCAGCUGGCGCAGAGGGUGGCGGCGCUCAACAAGGCAGAGGAGCGUCACGGCAACUUUGAGGAGCGGCUGCGACAGAUGGAGGCACAACUGGAGGAGAAGAACCAGGAGCUACAGAGAGCGAGGCAGAGGGAAAGGAUGAACGAUGAGCACAACAAGCGCCUCUCCGACACCGUGGACAAGCUGCUGUCCGAGUCCAACGAGAGGCUGCAGCUCCACCUGAAGGAGAGGAUGGCCGCCCUGGAGGAAAAGAAUGCUCUAUCUGAGGAACUGUCAAACAUGAAGAAACUCCAGGAUGAUCUGUUGGCGAACAAGGACCAGCUGAUAGCAGAGCUGGAGCGUCUUCAGCUUGAGGUGGACCAGCUGAGAGCUCGGCCUGGGGGCUCUUACUCCAGUCGCUCUCUGCCAGGUAGUGCCCUGGAGCUGAGGUAUUCCCACGGAGGCGGGUCCCUCCCUACAGGCUCCACUGCUCACCUGGAUCCCUUUAAUACCUCGGCCGGGAGCGUGGUCAGGCGAAGCCACCGGGCCCGCUGGAGCACCGCCCAUGAAGACGCGAGCAAGUACCCAGACUGGGAGAGCGGGGCUCUGUUGGCGACCGGGUACGAGCAGGGCAUGGACGUGGGCUGCUCCGAUGACGAGGACGACGGGGAGCCUCGCUUUAGUUCCGAGCUCCUUUCCCCCAGCGGACAGACGGACGUGCAGACACUGGCCAUCAUGCUGCAGGAACAGCUGGAGGCCAUCAACAAGGAGAUCAAGCUAAUCCAGGAGGAGAAGGAGAACACAGAGUUGCGGGCUGAAGAGAUUGAGAGUCGGGUCAGCGUGGCGUUAGACAGCCCGCCAAUCCCUCCCUCCUCCCUGGGCAGAGAUAGCACAGGACGGGGAUUCAUCCCAUCGUCCAUCACCUCCUCCACCCUGGCCUCCCCAUCUCCCCCCAGCUCUGGACACUCUACCCCUCGUUUGCCUCACUCGCCGGCCCGUGAAACUGAUAGACAGAACAACAAGGAGGAUGACCGAUCCCUCGCUCUGCUCGACUCUACGCCUCCUCCGACUCCUCGUGCGCUGCGAUUGGACCGAAUGGCUCUCACCCAUCCGGGAGCGAUGCUCGACGACCCCCGGGAGUUUCGCAGUCUUUCUGCGGACGGCAGCAGCUCCAACAGCAGCCAAGAUUCUCUACACAAGUCCAGCAAGAAGAAAAGCAUCAAGUCGUCCAUUGGUCGGCUGUUUGGGAAGAAGGAGAAAGGAAGGCUGGGCCAACCCGGGCGUGAUGGAUCUGCUUCUCUUGCAUCUACGCCCUCUGAAGACCUCAGCUCUGGAGACGCAAUGGGGAUAAACAAGACGGGAACUCUCGGCCCAGCAGAUAAAGAUCGUCGCAGCAAAAAGAAACACGAGCUUCUUGAAGAAGCUUGUCGCCAAGGACUUCCGUUUGCAUCAUGGGACGGCCCCACUGUUGUGUCUUGGUUGGAGUUGUGGGUAGGAAUGCCCGCUUGGUACGUCGCAGCGUGUCGCGCCAACGUGAAAAGCGGCGCGAUCAUGGCAAACCUGUCCGACACAGAGAUCCAGAGGGAGAUUGGCAUCAGCAACCCCCUCCACCGCCUCAAACUGCGGCUGGCCAUCCAGGAGAUGGUGUCCCUCACCAGCCCGUCUGCCCCAGCCAGCACUCGCUCUUCGACCAGUAACGUGUGGAUGACCCACGCAGAGAUGGAGUCCCUGAACGCUGCCACCAAGCCUCCGGAGCUGAAAGAGUUCAGCUGGGAUCAGAUACUGGCCUACGGCGAUAUGAAUCAUGAGUGGGUGGGCAACGACUGGCUGCCCAGCCUGGGCCUUCCACAGUACCGCAGCUACUUCAUGGAGUCCCUGGUAGACGCCCGCAUGCUGGACCACCUGACCAAGAAGGAGUUGAGAGGGCAGCUCAAGAUGGUGGACAGCUUUCACAGGGUCAGUUUGCAUUACGGCAUCAUGUGCCUGAAGCGCCUGAAUUAUGACCGUAAGGAGCUGGAGAGGAGGCGAGAGGAGAGCGCACAUCUGAACAAAGACGUGAUGGUGUGGUCCAACGAUCGCGUGAUGUGCUGGGUCCAGUGCAUCGGUCUGAAGGAGUACGCCGACAACCUCCGUGAGAGCGGCGUGCACGGCGCUCUGCUGGCGCUGGACGACACCUUCGACUACACCGACCUGGCUCUGCUGCUGCAGAUCCCCAACCAGAACACGCAGGCCCGGCAGCUCCUGGAGCAGGAGUACAACUCCCUCAUCUCCAUGGGAACUGAAAGACGACCCGAUGAGGAUGGAACGAAGACCUUCACCCGCUCACCCUCCUGGAGGAAGAUGUUUCGGGAGAAAGACCUUCGGGGCGUGACCUCUGACUCCGCCGAGACGCUGCCCGCCAACUUUCGUGCCUCAGCCAUCUCCACACCCUCCGUUACUCUGAGAAAGGUUCAGAGUGAUGCCAGCGCUGGUGCCCGCGGUGAAUCUGCCUCCGUGAGGACGUACUCCUGUUGAGCGGCGGAGGGCGCUGACUGGACUCGAGGACCCUCUCGCUCGUCGGUGAAGAAAGAAGCAAUGAGUACAAUACUAAACUUUAAAAGUGUCCGUUUGACCAUUCUGCAAUAACAGUAGCAAAGGGAUGAAGGGGAGAAUGACGUGAAGAAUGUAUCCGUGUAUUUAAGACGAGCUGAGUGCUGUUUCCUCUCUGAGCCCGUCUGUGGCGACUAAAGGACGAUGUCGGCGCGGGGUUUCUGUCGGGGUCCGCCCUCAGUCAGCAGUUUGGCAACAUCACGGCUCCUUUUCACACUUUCAGAGGAAAACCCCGACCGCCAUUCAUCGUUUCGCAGCUUGAAACAAGCGAACGUGUCAUCUUACAACGCUCUGCUCGACAAUACGUGCGUCUUGACAAAGG